Messenger RNA from Saccoglossus kowalevskii, 2366 nucleotides. RefSeq names its product neutral cholesterol ester hydrolase 1-like. Gene Ontology annotation, molecular function: carboxylic ester hydrolase activity. The record is from RefSeq and is a predicted model, not a curated record. NCBI's taxonomy places the organism in Eukaryota, Metazoa, Hemichordata, Enteropneusta, Harrimaniidae. Gene Ontology annotation, cellular component: membrane.
AUUUCUACGGAGUUUAAACUGAAAUGGCAUUCAAUCUGUUGAGAACUAUAUGCGAAUUUCGCAAUCGACCACGUUGUCCAAGUUCGGACCGAUCAUAGGGGUCAUGCCUAGUUCAUUGACCCUGCUUGUCACUCACUAAGCGCGGCGGCGAGAGGAAGGUGUAGACACCAUUUGGUCUGGCAUUUACGGAGACUUUAAAAUUUCACGAGAACCGAUCCAGAAUGAAGCUCUACUGGUGUUUGGCGUUUGGUGUCUUGUUUGCGUAUUAUACUUACUGCCCAAUGCCUGAUGGGCUUGCAGAACCAAUGAAAUUGAGAAUAGUAUUUGCUUCCAGACAAAUUAUAAAGCUGGUGGGUAUUGGUGCAGUGCUGUCUGGUUACACCGACAGAAUCAGUUUUUCAAGAUCAGUAAUAGAAUUUGAGCAAGGACUUCUCAGUUUGAGUUGUAGCGAUGAACCAAACAUUACAUUCCAAGAUGAAAUAUUUGAUGGUGUUCGGGUGCGUGUUUAUCAACCUGUUGAGAAAUCAGACAAACCCAUUGCUGGGAUGGUGUAUGUACAUGGUGGUGGCUGGGUAGUUGGUAGUGUAGAUUCAUAUCAUUAUCAGACCAAUUACAUAGCGGCAAGGCUUGGUAUUGUACUCGUAUCUGUUGACUACCGACUCGCUCCAGAGCAUCCAUUCCCGGUCCCAUUGCAAGAUGUGGUCAAGGCAACUAUAUGGUUUCUCCAGAAUGCCAAAGACUACAACGUUGAUCCUGAACGAAUUGCUGUGGUUGGCGACAGCGCCGGAGGGAAUCUGGCCGCAGCAACGGCAUCGCUGUUAACUUUCCAGGAAAAAUACAAACAAAUGAAUUUGCCAAAACUGAAAUUCCAGGGUCUGAUUUAUCCAUGCCUACAGAGUCUAGACUUUCUCACUCCUUCCUAUCAACAAAAUAAAAACCUUUUCAUCUUGAAUCAGCAUUUGAUGGUUGAAUUUUGGUCGUGGUAUCUAACUGGUCAUUUAAAGUACGUUGCGGCAAUGAAAGUCAACAACCACACUUCACCGCAAGUUAAGGAUAAUGAGCGCAAGAUCAUGGGACACGACCAAAUACCGACAGAACUCAAAAAACGUGAUUAUAUACCUCCAACUGAUUUUAACUUUGGUAAUAUUGGUAUCUUCACUUCAAUUCAAAAUCAUCUUUUAAAUCCGUCCUUUGCACCACUCAUGAGAUCCAUAGUUACCGGAUUGCCAUCGGCAUAUAUCGUUACAGCGGAAUUUGAUGUAUUACGAGAUGAUGGUAUUUUUUAUGUCAAGAAACUAGAAGAUGCUAACGUGCCAGUAACAUGGAAGCACUACGAACAUGGAUAUCAUGGAAUAUUUAGUGUCUUCAAAGGACCAAUUGCGUCUGAAGUCGGUAGACAAUCAAUGGAUGACUUUUUACGGUUCUGUCGUGAAAAUUUGUAAUAAUAAUGUAAUUUAGAAACUCUUAUUCAAAUCAAUGUUUUGUGCAUUUUCACCAAAUCUUUCAAAUGAUACUUGAAUAAUUUGUUUUUACGACUUACAUAUCAUCCCAAAUUUGAAGAUUGAAAUGUUUUGCUGUAUAUUUUGAGUUCUGCGUCUGUACCUAUACAAUCAAAGCAAUUAUGCAUUUGACAUUCCCAUUAUUUUGCAAGGGUAUUUUUCGAUUUGAUCACAAUAUGGUCAAGUUAGCAGUCAGAACACAUGACAAUAACUUUGUGUUUGAAACUAUGGUAACAAGUUGUAAAAUACAGCCAUGGUUAAAUUAACAAUUUUAGAUUCAAAAGACGAAAAUUCUUCCAAAAGAAAGCAGGUUCUUGCCCACUCUGAAUAAUUUAGGUAAAGGUGUGUUACUACACUACAGCAUGGCUCAUUGACUGAAAAUUGAAGAGUGUUGUGAUUUAUAUACAAUAUAAAUCUUGACUUUAAUUGGAUUAUGUUAAAUUUUCUAUUCGGCCAAUAGUGAAAUUACCUCCACAAUAUUAUGAUAUGCAAUAUACAACAGUAGUUUCAUACAUGUAAAUAGUGGAAACAUCUGUAUGGUAAAAGUAUUACACAAAGCUGCAUUGUGUAUGUCUGUUUUGUUUCAAAUAACACUCGAGAAGAACUUGACCAAUCACUAAUCCUGAAUGGAUGAAUACAGAUCACGUUGAUUUCCAUAAAACAAGUGUGGCUUUGACACAUCCAGUUUCCUGCUACUUGAAUAUUAAAUUUGUUUACAAUUUAAAAUAUUUCCGAUCAGGCACAAGAUAUAAUACGCUGCUUUGUAAAGUUUAUUAAAAUUUACUGUAUUUGAGAGUUUGGGUUGAGAGAGGUGGCAUUUAGUUCUCACCUGUAAAUGGUUGCACUGUUUAUACAGAUGACCAAGCA